AUGAUGAAAGUGACAAGUAAAGGAAAGUAUUCUGCUGGCUAUAUGAAGAGACUGACAAGAGAGAAGCCAGUUGAGGAGGUUACUUCAGCCAUCCUGCUAGAGUUGAUCAUGGCACAGACCUGGAUGGUGACUGUGGAAUUGAAAAUAGGAUUCAAUCUGAUGACCCCUGAAAAGAGUUCAUUUGGAAGGCAUCACCGUUAUUCGUGGGACUCAAGAGUCGCGGGCUUUUGUCAGCGGACCAGCGGGGCCGACGAGCGCCAGCAGCACAGUGGGCGGCAGUCCGAGGAGGAGGACCUCCCCGUCGGGGACGAAGUCUGCAAACGCGGCUACCUGCGAAAGCAGAAGCAUGGGCACAAGCGUUACUUCGUGCUUAAACUCGAGACCGCCGACGCCCCAGCUCGGCUGGAAUACUACGAAAAUGCCAGGAAGUUCCGGCACAGUGUCCGCGCCGCGGCGGCUGCGGCGGCAGCGGCCGCCUCGGGCGCCGCGGUCCCCGCGCUCAUCCCCCCGCGGCGCGUGAUCACCCUGUACCAGUGCUUCUCGGUGAGCCAGCGAGCCGAUGCAAGGUACCGACACCUCAUUGCCCUAUUCACCCAGGACGAGUACUUCGCCAUGGUGGCCGAGAACGAGUCGGAACAGGAAAGCUGGUACUUGCUGCUCAGCCGCCUCAUCCUCGAUAGCAAGCGCCGCCGCUGCGGCACGCUCGGCGCACUGGCGGACCGAGAGCCGGCCGCGCGGGCGGCAGCGGCGGCGGCGGAGCCACCCUUCUACAGAGAUGUGUGGCAGGUAGUAGUCAAGCCCAGGGGGCUGGGGCACAGAAAAGAGCUGAGCGGCGUGUUCCGGCUGUGCCUUACCGACGAGGAGGUCGUGUUCGUGAGGCUCAACACCGAAGUGGCUAGCGUGGUCGUCCAGCUCCUGAGCAUCCGUCGCUGCGGGCACUCGGAGCAGUAUUUCUUCUUGGAAGUCGGCAGGUCCACGGUCAUCGGUCCGGGAGAGCUCUGGAUGCAGGUGGAUGACUGUGUCGUGGCCCAAAACAUGCACGAGCUGUUUUUGGAGAAGAUGAGAGCCCUGAGUGCAGACGACUACAGAGCCCGCUGCCGCAGCUACAGCAUCAGCAUCGGUGCCCACCUGUUAACCCUGCUGUCCGCUAGGAGGCACCUGGGCUUGCUGCCGCUCGAGCCCGGCGGCUGGCUCAGGAGGUCCCGCACUGAACAGUUUUGCCACCUCCGGGCCAUCGGUGACGGGGAAGACGAGAUGCUCGUCACCAGGCGCUUCGUGACACCCAGCGAGCCCGUGCCCCCCUGCAGGCGAGGGAGACUGUACCUGCCCAGAGCGCGCAGGUCCAGGAGAGCGAUUUCCAUGCCAGCGAGGUUUUUUCGCCGAUUACCAGCCAGCCAGGUACGUGCCCCGCACCGUGAAGCAGCCGCUAGCGACAGAGCUUGCCUGUCUGCUGAAGCAGCUGGCUCCGGCUCCGGCUCUGGCAACUCUGCGGAGGAAGGCAAUCCCCAGAGCAAAGAGGGUCAGGAGGGAAGUGGAGACGACUACAUGCCCAUGAACAGCAGGGGCUCAGGAAAUGGCCGAGGCUCGGGAGGUGGGCAUGGCUCAAGUGGCCAAGGCUCCAGUAGUCGGACCUCCGGAGGAAACCAGUGCUCUGGCGGGGAGCAGGGAUCCGGAGGCGGCCAGGGCUCAAGUCGCCGGCAGGGGUCUGGAGGUGGCCAGGGCUCAGGAGGAAACCAGUGCUCCAGAGACGGACGAGGCACUACCGGUGGGCAUGGCUCCGGCGGUGGCCCGGGACCCGGAGGUGGGCAAGGCUCCGGCGGUGGUCAGGGACCUGGUGAUGGCCAUGGCUGGGGCAGAGGCAAGAACUCUGAAGGGGACAAGGGCUCAGGACGUGGGAAAGGUUCCAACGGUGAUGGUGACCGUGGAAAAUCUCUGAAGAAAAGAUCCUACUUUGGCAAAUUAACUCAAAGCAAGCAAAUGCCACCACCUCCCGCGCCGCCGCCGCCUCCACCCCCAGCAGCUGGGGCAGCUGUUGGCAAGGGGAAGUCUGGAGGAAGAUUCCGACUUUAUUUUUGUGCUGACAGAGGAGCCACAAAAGAACGCAAAGAAGCCAAAGAACUGAAAGACCUGGAGACCCCAGAAGGUGCUGCUCGGGGUCUCCACAGAGCAAGAGCUUUUGAUGAAGAUGAGGAUUACGCGUACAUGCCAAUGAGGCCCGGGGUGGCUGCUUCUCUGGCAAGCUCCAAUGAUUAUAUGCCAAUGGCUCCUCAGAACGUCUCUGCUUCACUAAAGCGCCACUCUCGCCCACCUUUUGAAGAUGCCAGAGGGUACAUGAUGAUGUUUCCCCGAGAGAGCCCGCCACCUGCCCCAAGUCCUCCCAAGGCAGCUGAUCCCAAUAAAGAAGGUGACUCAAAGGAUGAUGGGGACAGUGACUACAUGUUUAUGGCUCCUGGGGCUGGUGCAAUUCCAAAAAACCCCAAAAAUCCUCAGGGUGGCGCUUCCUCGAAAAGUUGGAGCUCCUACUUCUCUCUGCCAAAUCCUUUUCGGAGUUCAUCCUUGGGACAGAGUGACCACAGGAAUACAAUGAAGCCCAAACUGCAAAAGCCCAGGAGUGAGCAGAGACAAGCUGACUACGUCAACGCUGACUUCAGUGAAAGAGUUCGCAAUAUGCCAGCCCCUUCCACUGAAGGACUGCCAGGUUCGUGGGGUGCGAUUGCUAAUCCCAGACACUCACUCUUUUCUAGUUACCUGAAUGUUGAGUUCGGAGUGCCAUUUCCAAACCCAGCAAACACCCUCUCAGAUCUCUUCUUAAGGGCUAUGCCAGGUGCCAACCCCUUCUCUCUGGACGGUGCUAGGUGGCCACUUCCUCUUCUUCCUCUCAGGGCCACGGGUAGCAACGCUAAUGGGGACGAGGGGGACUGCAUCAAAGUGAUUUUCAAUCCAGCGAUGACACCAGCCGUGCCUUUUGCUGACAGUGCCAUUCGCUAUGAUGCUGAAACAGGUCGAAUCUAUGUGGUCGACCCAUUUUCGGAGUGCUGUAUGGACAUUUCACGCUCCCCUAGCCGAUGCUCUGACCCCCCACCUGUAGCUAGGCUGCUGCAGGAAGAAGAGCACGGAAGAAGACACCCACCAAGCCGUUCGCAAACUUUCUUUGCAGCCGCCAGAACCGCAGUGUCAGCUUUUCCAACUGACAGCCUCGACAGAGACCUUUCUGCCUCCUCAGCCCCGGCUGCUGCUUGGGCAGCAGCGCCAACCUUAGCCGUGGGCCGGGCGUUAGCUGCAGCCUCGGCGCUCGCCGCUGCCCCGGGCAUCGGCGCAGCCGCCGCGAGCUUCGAGGCCGCAGCUGGGUUUGACUCCGCCUCCGCCCGCUGGUUCCAACCUGUUGUUGCUGCUGCCGCUGCCGCUGCUGCCGCCGCCGCCGCUGCCGCCGCCGCUGCUGCGGACGCCGAGGCGCUAAGCGGGGUGCAAGACAUUGCCGGUGGCUCGAGCCCUGGAGCCCCAAACCCACCCGCAGACCUUGUCAGAGGCGAGAAUGGGGCGGGCCGGGCCGCCACUCCCCCACGGCCACUUCGCCGUCGCUGGGUCCGGAGACCCCCGGAGAGAGAAGAUUCUGACAGUGACAACUUUUACCUGAGAAUGGGCCUUGUCAAACCUGACUACAAGAAGUUUAACUCUCCCAAAAGAGAGUGAUUACAUCGCCACAAAAAUACAUUCUAGAAGAAAAGUGGUGUUACAGAGAUUCAUCUUCGUCUACGCUAGAUCUACCUAAAAGAAAGCAACUCCAGAAGCUUCUGAAUAGAGAACAACCUACGUUUCUGCACGCCAACACGUGGACUGUGGCAGGUGGAUAAUCCUGUUCCUGCAGAUUGGUCAUACUGUUGCCUUAUGGAGCCAGUGAUUUGGAAUUGAGAGUAUUCACACUGUGCUUUGUUUUCCUCCCCAGUUUGACUCUUUGAAAGGAAACAAAAACUAUAAAAGUGAGCACCUCUUAACCUUUUCUUUCUUUAAAAGUGUUAUUUACAAUAUGUGUAAAUGUGACCAAUUCCAAUACUGACGGUGUACAUUUUAAUUUUGAAUUUUAAAAGCCUCUGAAUAACAGCAGAUAAAGAAAAAGGUGUAUUAACGAGAGGGUAGGUAUGAUCUAGAAUCCUUUUGUCUGAGUAGUACAUACACAAAAACAUUUCUUGAUCAAGGAAUUUAAUGUCUGAACUGACAGACAGGCAGAACUAAAGGGCAGAUAUCUCAGUUUUGGCUCAUAACAAAACUGCAACUUUCUGUCCAUAUUAAUUAAAUGUCAAUUAAACCGAUAUCUUGAUCGGGCAUUUCCAACAUUUGCAUGGCACAACUGAGGGACAGAUGAUCCAUUUGCUCAUUUACAACCCUGCGGUAUUCUGCCUGUCAGUCCAUUGAGCAUUUCCAAACCUACUCUUUUCAUGUUCUUUUAAAACCAACGUUUUCCUCAUGAAAGAAGCAAGCUUCUUCAAAACUCUCCUCCUCACUCAGCUCCUCUCUACCUAUCUGGGCCUCUUUUUGGUCACCCUCCUCCCCUCCCCUCUUCCUAGCCUUCUUCAUGGUACACACUCUCCCUCCUGUGCCCAGGACUCCUAUAAAUAGAUCAGUUUCCCACAUUCAAGCAAUUAGUGUGCAAUUAUCAAGCAAAAUUCAGACUAAAAUGCAAGCCAAAAGGAACCUCUUAUAAGGCAUUGUUUCCUCCUGAACAAUGAGCUGAUAUGAGAUGUACCAAUCAAAAAAAAAAAAAAAAACACACAAUCAGAGCAAGCUCCCUCCUCCUACUGUUGCUUGCCUCUGAUGGAAACUGAGUUAAGAUUUUAGGAACCUGGACCUUUGAGAACAUGACACCAACGGGUGGUGGCCACAGAGGAUAGGUGCAAAGGUCUUGAAGCUUGCUUAGAGCUUUGUUACGUGGUGGUACACACAUCUUGGCUCGUUGUACCAUCACUGGCAAACCUCAUCAUAUCACAGAUGGGUAUGAGUGUGUGAGUGUGUAAGUGUGUGAGUGCUAGUGUGUGUGUGCAUGCACAUAUUUGUGUGUAUGCACACCUUUGUGCACCUGUGAACACGUGAUUGUUGAUGUACCUGUUGUGCGUAACUCUUAAAAAAAUUGCUUCGCAUUUAAUGUGCAACUUUGAAAUAGUGUAAUAUUUAACUGAAGUUUAUCGCCACUCGGGUUUUGAUGUCUUUGAACGUGUACUUCUAUCUUUCAGCAGGCUUACAGUACAUGUUGCUAAACUAACCUUUCCAAAGAGCUAAGUCGACUUGUAUUGUUUUUCCUUGCCUACCAACAAAAGGGAUUGGGGGGGGGGCUCUUUGUUUUUCCCCUUGUGAGUGAUGCUGAGGAGGGGAUGUGGCUAGGGUACCAGUCACUACUCCAGUUACUGGUCACUGCUAGGGCAUCAACUUCAUCAGUUCCUUCUGUUCCUCUCUUUUCCCAACCUAAUGAAAUAUUGCAGUGUGGCUUUUGUUCAUUAUGAUAACCGUGUGCUCUUUUUGGCAGCCUUUAUUCAAGCCUUCUGUCACUAUCUUAUAUUCAAGUCAGUUAAGUCAUAAUCGUUCAGAAUUGUGGGAAGGGAAGAUUAUUUUGGGGAAAAGGCUUUAACACUUUUAUUUGCAUUUUAGGUUCAGGGCUGCCAGCAGACAGGGUGCAGAGGGGACAGCACAGAUAUAACAUCGCUGAAUAAAUGAAUGGGAGACUUCAUACAUAACAGUACAUACAAAUAGUAACAGGUACAAAUAGUCACAGUAAGCAUAACAAAUAUGCAAUCUUUUUGACACUACUUCUUAGUUUACAGACACAAUUUAUUCAGUAUUGUGCUGGAAGAAUCUUUGUAGAAUAUGUGUACCAGCAUAUCACUUACCUUCCAGCUACCAGUUUAUGCUGCUGUUAAGAAACAAAACAAUGAUGGAACGAUUUUUUGUGACCUCUACAUUUAAUUUGGUAUCAGACAUACUCACUUGGUCAGUAAAAGCGAAAACUUGACAGUUUCAACAGUCUUUACAUUUACUGUUUCUGCUUUACAGAUCUGCUUUGAGUUGCUCUGGCUUUGUCUUCCUUUGUAAAUAUUCUUAGACUUUCUUUUCUUUGUAAACAUUGCAUUUGCAGUUUUGGGAGACAACCUUGCAACUCUGUAUAGUGUUUAUAUAUAUAUAUAUAUAAAUAAAUAUAUAUAUAUAUCUGACUUGCCGUCCCAUAGAGCUACUUGCAAUAAAUGUGUUCAUGUAAA
Messenger RNA from Oryctolagus cuniculus (rabbit), 6242 nucleotides. Lineage: Eukaryota; Metazoa; Chordata; Mammalia; Lagomorpha; Leporidae. The record is from RefSeq and is a predicted model, not a curated record.